AUGGCGUCAACCUGUGCAAACCACAGCAGCGAGGGCGAGAGCUGCCUCAAGCCCGCGCCGUUGUCUUGCAAAAACUGCCGCCUGGUCUCUUACUGUGGCUCUGAAUGUCAGAGGGAACACUGGGCCAUCCACAAGAAGGACUGCAAAUGCGCUGUGAUGAGCGAGACUUGGAAGCCAGCCUGGACAAUUGAGAACCGCACGCCAGAUUUCGUGCAGGAGGUGGCCAAGUCUUUCGAAUUCGGUGGUAGCAAGCACUUUUGGGGAAAUACCCCCGCCAUCGACGUCUUGAGACUGGACAAGAACGAGGGCAUAUCCUACGACAAAGAUUUGAAUGUCCUCUUUGCUGGUAAGUCUGAGGAGACACUCUUCUGGCUGGAUAGGCCGAGGCUGAUCAACAUGUACUUGCCAUUAGCUUCCGGUGACUUGAGAAACGUCAUCAAAACCAUCACGUCUCUUCCAGACUCGUUCGACAAAGAGUUGUAUGUCGUGCUGAACGACAAAGAAUUCGAUGUUUUUGCCCGAAAUGCGAUUAUGCUGCUUCUAUGCCUAGUCAUCGUUGAACCGGAAGAAGCGGCCAGCGCCAUCACCCACAUAUGGUACUCCAGCCUUAUCCAGGAAGCCAUAUCAAUCUCCUUCAGGAGAAGAUCCGUCCUAGGAUUGCCCAGGAUUGAAGGCAACUCCGAAGAUGCUCUCCAGACGACCUGGGAGUUCGAGACCAGCUCCCUGCAAAUGACCUUGUCAAAUGACAAUUGGAAACGGCUGCUCAACUUCCUCAAAGUGCCGGCUGGACUGACUGUCGAUCGGGCUAAUGAGAUUCGCACCGCCGUCACUCUUGCAAAGGAGUGCCGGGACUUUAGGGACCGCAAGUAUUCGACAAUGCCUCGCCCCCACCGUCUCGCCGAGGAACGAUUUCGUGAGGAUGGCAUCAUGGUGCCGUUUGGUGGUAGUCGAAAGCCAUACACGGUCCCGAACCCAACCAUGUUCCAGAACCCGAACCAGUGGCCGUUGCCAUACACCGCGAACCCCUUGCACGGCUGGGAUAUGUAUGAACUCUCAGCAAAGUCGUCCUCGCCAGCGACUUCAGAUCGCUAUGGGAUCCUUCAGGCUCAUGUCCAGACUCUACUGCAACAAUUCCACUCGCGACUCAGGACCCAUUCUUGCUCUUUCCAACUCUGGAAUCUGAAUGCCACAGAACUGCCAGGGUAUCUUAAGAAGGGUUCGUUUGCACGAAUCGAGAUGGCGAACAUCUGUGACGUUUCGUAUCCGGGCUGCGCAAGAUCUUUGGUUGAUCUCAGUCCUCUGCUACAGCGGCCUUCCGAGAACCCGCAUGCCACCAUCCUCAUGCUAUUCAUGAAUGCGACUCGCGAAAAGUUCACGACACAGGAUGAAAUUCAAGAAACUUUAAGGCUCGUUCCUGUGUUGUCGUUGGCAGGUUUCGUGCGCCCGCCUCGACCUGGUUUAGAACCGUACGGCCCCGAUUUCAUGCUUUUCAACAGAGCCCUGGGCUUCUACAUGGACCUGGAAACCUAUUUCGACCGGUAUGCCAAGGAACAACGCUUCGACCAGGUCGGAUCCUUCUGCGGCAUGGAAAUGAAGGAAGCUCACACGAUUGUGGACAAGUGGCUCCGGGCCCCGAAACUCCGACCAGGACAGCCUGGAUCACGACAGGAAUUUGACAUGCUUGUCCAGUCCGACCAUGGGGGACAUGAACGAUACGUCGAGUGGAAAUCGGUUGGAUCUUCGAUGCUUGCGAUGCUUAUGAGCAUGUCUUUGGGGGGAUAG
Messenger RNA from Clonostachys rhizophaga, 1782 nucleotides. Lineage: Eukaryota; Fungi; Ascomycota; Sordariomycetes; Hypocreales; Bionectriaceae. The record is from the annotation of a GenBank genome assembly.